AUGCCACUGACAGACGAUUCAGGAGGUCUUAUGAAAAUAGGCAAUUUGCUAGAUCAACAGCUUUCGGUUAGUCACCUUUCCAGACACGAAAUGCUUCUAUUCAUUACAAAUGGACCACACGGACGUACCAUACCGGGCACAUCGGAGCGGCAGUAUAUCUCAAAUUCAAGGUCAUGGGUGCCUAGCGGACUGAAUCAGGCUGUGCGUAACAAAAUGCAAGAAGCUGUCAAAACUGUAGAUGUAGUCACCACGGAGGACUCCAUGCAGACCUUCUCGGUCUUUUUAAUGGAAAUCGCAAACCAGCCGUACAGUGCUCUCUCCAUUAAAGACACACUACUUGCUCGACUAAUACACAAUCGAGCAAAAUGCGUCAUAGUACUAUUCGACUACCGCUUCGCCAAGUCGAACGAACUGUUAACCCACAUGGAGACAGUGGCAACAGUUGUAGAGAGUGGCCACCUGGAUAAACUGCACUUGUUUGUGAGCUUCGACGAAGAGGCUGGUAGUGAAGAGAAGGUUAAGGAGGCGCUAGGUCACUUUGACGAUGCACUACACGCGGCCUUUCACGGCAGGGAAUACGAAAACGAACUUUUCAGUCUAAAGUUCCAACCACUCAAGGUUCCCAGCGAUGCUAGAUUGGUGGCGCAUCUGCUGGGAGGCAAUGAGAAACUUGUCGCCUCCUUUCUCAGUGAAAUCAGAAAACACACUUUCGAUUUCGACAACAUGUUCCAAGACACGGAUGAUAUUUCAGAAUCAGAUCGCGGAGUUGAAACGCUACGCGUUAUUUUGGAUGACGUUAGACACCGUAAACUGAAUAGUUCGGUAGAAAAACUAGAACGCGACGUUGACCUCUUGUACAGCGUUUCAAGCAGGCAUAUGCGGGAGGACCGCAGCAAGGAGAUUACAAAUAUUAUCGCCUCGUGCCAUGGUGAGGAUAGAUUUCUACAACCUCCAUGGUAA
Messenger RNA from Babesia sp. Xinjiang, 960 nucleotides. RefSeq lists its product as uncharacterized. The coding region runs from base 1 to 960 and encodes 319 amino acids. The record is from RefSeq and is a predicted model, not a curated record. The transcript is spliced from 5 exons. NCBI's taxonomy places the organism in Eukaryota, Apicomplexa, Aconoidasida, Piroplasmida, Babesiidae.